This is a messenger RNA of Melopsittacus undulatus (budgerigar), 3082 nucleotides long. RefSeq names its product ectoderm-neural cortex protein 1-like. Gene Ontology annotation, molecular function: protein binding. The record is from RefSeq and is a predicted model, not a curated record. The transcript has a single exon. The coding region runs from base 157 to 1926 and encodes 589 amino acids. Lineage: Eukaryota; Metazoa; Chordata; Aves; Psittaciformes; Psittaculidae.
GGCGGGGUGCGGUGCGGGCAGCACCGGGAGCGGUCACCGGCACCGGGCGCUGCUCGGAUCCCGUUGGUGCCGUGUGUCCCCCCCCCCUCCGGUCUCCUCUUACCGCAGUCCCGGUGCUUCCUGCGCUGUCUCCGGUGUUCCCUUGGCCCCAGCACCAUGUCCGUGAGCAGCCACGAGAACCGGAAAUCCCGUUCGAGCUCCGGCUCCAUGAACAUCCACCUGUUCCACAAACCGGCCCACGCCGACAGCCUCCUGACCCACCUCAACCUGCUCCGCCAGCGGCGCCUCUUCACCGACGUGGUGCUGCGAGCGGGGAACCGGAGCUUCCCCUGCCACCGGGCGGUCCUGGCCGCCUGCAGCCGCUACUUCGAUGCCAUGUUCAGCGGGGGGCUGAAGGAGAGCAGGGACACCGAAGUCAACUUCCACGACUCCCUGCACCCCGAGGUGCUGGAGCUGCUGCUGGACUAUGCGUACUCUGCACGGGUGCUGAUCAACGAGGAGAACGCAGAGUCCCUGCUGGAGGCUGGGGACAUGCUGCAGUUCCAGGAUAUCCGCGAUGCUUCCGCUGACUUCCUGGAGAAGAACCUGUCCCCCGGUAACUGCCUGAACAUGCUGCUGCUGUCCGAUGCCCACUGCUGCGAGCGGCUGCUGGAGCUGUCCUGGAGGAUGGCGUUGGCCCAUUUCACCUCCCUCUGCAAGACCGAAGACUUCCUGCGGCUGCCCAAGGACAAGCUGCUGGAGCUGGUGGAGAGCGAGGAGCUGGAGGUGGAGGAUGAGACGUUGGUCUAUGAGGCUGUUAUGGGUUGGAUCCGGUAUGAUUUGCCCCGGCGCCAUGAAGUGCUGCCCGAGCUGCUGCGCUCGGUGCGCCUGGCCCUGCUGCCCGAGUCCUACCUGCGCCAUCAAGUGGCCUGCGAGAAACUGGUGACCAGCCACAAACUGGGCGAGGAGAUCGUGGCUGAUGCCGUCCGGUGCAAGAUGAAGCUCCUGCAGAACGACGGCCUGGUGACCGGCUGCUGUGCCCGACCCCGCAAGCUCAGCCAGGCCCUGCUGCUGCUGGGGGGCCAGACCUUCAUGUGUGACAAGAUUUACAUGCUGGAUCCUACAACCAGCGAGAUCAUCCCCCGUGCUGACAUCCCAAGCCCUCGCAAGGAGUGCAGCGCCUGUGCCAUCGGCUGCAAGGUGUACAUCACCGGUGGCAAAGGCUCCGAGAACGGCACAUCCAAAGACGUGUGGGUUUAUGACACCCUCCACGAUGAAUGGGCAAAAGCUGCUCCCAUGUUGGUGGCACGGUUUGGCCACGGCUCUGCCGAGCUGGACCACUGCCUGUACGUGGUGGGGGGGCACACGGCAGGGAGCGCUGCCUUCCCAGCCUCUCCUUCCGUCUCCCUCAAGCAAGUGGAACACUAUGACCCACAGCUGGACAAGUGGUCCUUGGUGGCUCCUCUCCGUGAAGGCGUCAGCAAUGCUGCCGUGGUUGGGGCCAAGAUGAAGCUGUUCGUCUUCGGUGGCACCAGUGCCAACCAGGACAAGCUGCCCAAGGUGCAGUGCUUUGACCCGUGCCAGAACCGCUGGACGGUGCCCACAUGCUGCCCGCAGCCCUGGCGGUACACGGCUGCUGCUGUGGUUGGCAUCCACAUCAUCGUCAUCGGUGGGGACACCGAGUUCUCGGCCAGCUCCGCUUACCGCUUCCAUAGCGACACCUUCCAGUGGUCCAAGUUUGGGGAUGUCACCGGGAAACGCAUCAGCUGCCGCGCUGUGACCUCGGGGAACAGACUGUAUGUGGUUGGGGGGUACUGUGGGGCUCAGCGCUGCAAGACACUGGAUUGUUAUGACCCAGCAUCCGACACGUGGAGCAGCAUCACCACUGUGCCUUACUCCCUCAUCCCCACCGCCUUCAUCAGCACCUGGAAGUACCUGUCUGCCUGAGGCACAAGGACAUGGGAGGUAAUAGGUGUGGGUCAACCCAGAGCUCCUCUCUGUGCUGCGCAAGGGGUGAACCCGGAGGGGCAGAGGGAUAUGGAAGCAGAUUGGGACUGGAGUUGUAGGGAACAGAGCAUCCCAAACGUGCUCCCAGGCUGGUGGUUUGAUGUAAAGCUCUGCGGGAGGGAGAACAAACGUCUCUUUAGGUGCUGAAAAGCUGCGGGGAGAAGAUUAGUAUUAAUAACAGCCACUUAAGCUGGCAUCCCAGCCCUUCCACUGCUGCUUGGCCUAUGCAAAGACUCUGGGGAAUGCUGUCUGUGGGGAGGAUUGGGUGUCAGCCCUGGUGCAGAAGGCUCCUCAGUCGCUGGUUGAGACCCAGCGGUGCCAUGGGAGGCUGCUUUUAGCACAGCCUCCUCCUCCUCCCGGUGCCAUGGUUAAUCUGGUGGCACCCAGAUGUCUUGCGGGAGCUGGUGCCAGGGCAAGAUUAGAGCUGGGAUUUAGUCCCAGAAUGGUUGGUAAUGGCGUUUGCAAGACAAGCCCUGUCUGCAUAUAAACACAGGGUUUCUCUGCUUCUAAUUAUUCCCUGGUGUCCCUUUCAUGCCAUUUCCUGCCUGUAACACAGCCAUUAACUCGUUGGAAGUUUGCAGCUGGAAUGGAGCCUUUCUAAAGGCAGGAAAAGUGCCAGAACAUCACAGAUCCCUGCAGGGUUUUUCUUCUUUCCCCCUUGCAAGAGAUGAAUUACCCAAAGGAGCUUCCUUAAGGUGAUGGAGCAUCCAUGCUGCCUAUAGGAAACCCCUGGGUGCAGAGGGCAAUGGGCAGCUUCACACCUCAUUGUGCCAGUGCCUCUCCCAAGGCUCCAGGCAGAAGACAGGGGCAGCAGGAGCCUCCUGGUACCCAGCAAGUCUGACCUGGAUGCAUGGAUCUCCUUGGCAUCAGAGGGGGAACCAGAGGAAGGUUCUGGGUUAAGCCUUACUGGGAUGGACUCAGGAAGCUCCCAAGUCACUGGCAGCAGGCUCUGGACUGUGCUGCUGCCUGCAGAUGUCUUCACACGUGACAGUGCUUUGCCCAUGGGCUGGUUCUGUGCUUUCUAUGUUAAUAUAGAGCAGUUGUGUGUGUUUAUUACUCAGCCUGGAGCUGCUUCAAUAAACCCCAAUAAAACCCA